Messenger RNA from Hydra vulgaris (swiftwater hydra), 1408 nucleotides. Its product is annotated as neuropeptide Y receptor type 4. Gene Ontology annotation, molecular function: G protein-coupled receptor activity. Lineage: Eukaryota; Metazoa; Cnidaria; Hydrozoa; Anthoathecata; Hydridae. Gene Ontology annotation, cellular component: plasma membrane. Gene Ontology annotation, biological process: G protein-coupled receptor signaling pathway. The record is from RefSeq and is a predicted model, not a curated record.
CUUAAUUCAUCAAAAAUUAAAAAUCUUUAAGGAUUUUUUUCUUUUAUGUUAAGCUGAGUAAGUAAAUUUAUUAAAUUUUCAAAAUAAAAGAUAAUUCACUUUAUGCAUGUAAAUUAGAAAUGUCGUUCAAUUCAACUAAGGCAAUUAAUGAAAAUGCAUAUACCACAGUAGAAGUACUUACCGUGACGUUGUUUUCAAUUAUUUUUGUGUUUGGUACAAUUGGCAAUGUGUUUGUUUUCUUUUAUUUUGGAAUUAAAGAAAAACCUGCUCGUUCAAUCGAGCAACGCAAAGUACCAGAUUUCUUAUUUUGCGUUCUGGCACUAGUAGACUUUUUUGCUUCUGUUUUCAACCCACUCUUGUAUGCUUAUUGGACUUUAACGCGUUAUAAAUGGUACUUUGGUUACUGGGCAUGUAAGCUUUUUGUUCCGAUUGGGACAGUUGCUACAACUAUGUCUGGUGGAAUAUUUGUUGUAUUAUCGUUUGAUCGCCAACGCACCAUUGUUUAUCCAUUUAAACGGCACUUCAAGUUUAUCUAUAUCAAACUUAGUAUUUUUUUGAUUCUGAUAUACGCCCUAGUAAUGAACGCACAUUAUGCGUUAAAUAUAACUUUAAAUGUUAAAACAAAUAAAUGUAGUGUUCCCGACGCAGGAAAAAAAACAUACCUUGUACCCAGUAUUUUUUAUUUCUUUAUAAACGCUUGUACUCUUUUAGUUGUCAUUAGUUUUACAAAUUAUCGCAUAUUUUCAAAAAUGCUCCGUCAUAGCCCAACAAGUACGCUAGUUUUAGGAAAUGGUGCAACAAGAAGAAAAAAAGAUAAUUACAGAAUAAUUCGCUUAUUAAUUGCACUCACAACUGUUUUUUUUAUUCUGACUUUGCCACGUGAUAUCUUACAGUUUGUUUAUUUAUUAAGCUGGUGUUUUGGCCACGGCUUUGCACUCAAUAGGCCUAUAUUGACUUUGAAUUCUUUUCUAAAAGUAUUUAACGUAGCUAACUCAUGCGUCAACCCAUUAAUAUACUACAAGAUGCAUUUUGGUUUUAAAAGAUUUAUUAAACGAAGUUUUGGAAUUAAAGCUGACAAUCUGAUUCAAGGAAGAAAAAGUAGUGAUUUUAAUUUGACUGAAAGAUAUUCGAUGUUGAGCUUAAAUAAGUAUUCAUGAAAUUUUAGUGGAAUUUUAGUUUAGUGGAAUACCGCAACAAAAUAUUAACAAUGAAAAAUACUACAACAAAAGUGAAGACUACAAAAAAAAAAAAAAAAAAAAAAAAAAAAAUGUCAUCCGAGACAAAAUAGACAGAUGAAGUUUUGCAGCUGUUGAAAUAUUUUAUAUUUAUUUAGAAAACUUUAGGUCACAAAAUCGACUUACAAAAUGUUCAGAAAUAGAAGAAUCAAUAUUUGUAUAUUAAAAUAGAG